ACAGUGGACGCCUACACAUGUGUCUCCUGUAAGGACACAGAAUGGUCUGAGGAAGGAAGUACAUCAUGCAUUCUCAGGACAGUCGAGUACAUAGCAUUCACUGAUGCUGGGGCCAUGCUGCUCUCGAUUGGGGCCUGUGCCUUCAUGGGCCUCACAUUAGCCAUGUGUCUUCUCUUUGCCACUAACUACAACACACCUGUUGUCAGAUCUGCUGGAGGACCAAUGUGCUUUCUAAUCUUAGGCUGUCUCACUCUGUGUGCUCUCAGUGUGUUCUUUUACUUUGGUAAGCCAACAACAUUGUUUUGUAUAAUGAGGUUGUUACCAUUCAUUCUGUUCUACACUGUCUGUCUAGCAUGUUUUGUUGUCCGCUCUUUUCAAAUUGUGUGUAUUUUCAAGAUGGCCGCCCAAUUUCCCAAGCUCUACAGUUUAUGGAUGAAAUAUCAAGGACAGUGGCUGGUCAUCACCGGGGCAUUUGUUAUUCAGGGGCUUUUGCUUCUUUGCGGGUACUGUUACGGACCCCCCAUGCCCUACAAUGAAAGGUUUUGGUAUCCGGACAAGAUCAUAAUUAACUGUACCUUUAAUCUGAAAACAACUGCUGGUCCUAUGGCUUUACUUGUAUCUCUAUGCUCCCUCUGCUUUAUUUUCUCCUACAUGGGAAAAGACCUCCCAAAAAACUACAAUGAAGCCAAAGCAAUAACUUUCUGUCUGCUCCUGCUGAUCCUCACUUGGAUCAUCUUUGCCACAGUUUACUUGCUUUACCAUGACAUGUUAAUCAUAACCUUUAAUGCUCUGGCUGUUCUCUCUAGUCUGUACUCAUUUCUGUUGUGGUAUUUCCUCCCAAAAUGCUACAUUAUUAUCUUCCAACCAUACAAAAACACACAGCAGUACUUCCAAGGACUCAUUCAGAAUUAUACCAAAACAAUAAGCCAGUAGUAGUUGCAGUAAAUAUGUCUGUACAUUUGAUUACAUUUGGCCUGCUAAUUGUGAUAUUUAUAUAUGUGGAAGCUAUCACAUAAUUUCAUAAUUUCUGCUUUAAGAUGUAGGUUUGUGAAUUAUGCAGCUAAUUUAUUUUAGUAUACUAUAUACUAGUAUUUUGUAUUUGUAACAUUUUUGCUAUAUUCAUCAAAAGUACAAUGAGAACCUGGAAACUGGUUAAUUGUUAAGUUACACAAAUAUUCUGCAAAGUGGCAUGUGUGUAUUAUUUCUAUAUAAAUUAUUCCUGCACAGUAACUUGGUUAUAAAGGGACAAUUGCAAUUAUCUACGUUUAGCCAGAAGCCCUGGUUCAUGGCAAGAUUUUUUUAAAGAAAGAUUUGACAUUUAACUAGAUCCUAGAUCCUAACAUCCUAAAAUAUCAGAGUUGUGUAGCCAGAUCAUAGAGACAGAUUAGUCUAAACUAAUAUGUACGUGCUAAUUAAAAGGAUAAUUCCUUUAUGUCGGGUUCUGAUUGGAUAAAGAGACA
Molecule: messenger RNA, 1460 nt
Organism: Betta splendens (Siamese fighting fish)
Lineage: Eukaryota; Metazoa; Chordata; Actinopteri; Anabantiformes; Osphronemidae
Product: taste receptor type 1 member 1-like
Exons: 1
Biological process (GO): G protein-coupled receptor signaling pathway
Cellular component (GO): membrane
Molecular function (GO): G protein-coupled receptor activity
Source: RefSeq, a predicted model, not a curated record